Molecule: messenger RNA, 2733 nt
Organism: Cajanus cajan (pigeon pea)
Lineage: Eukaryota; Viridiplantae; Streptophyta; Magnoliopsida; Fabales; Fabaceae
Product: protein tesmin/TSO1-like CXC 2
Molecular function (GO): DNA-binding transcription factor activity
Source: RefSeq, a predicted model, not a curated record
AGAGAUGGGUGGUAGGGUCGGGUAGAGAAAGUGGCUUCUCCCGCCUCUUCAAUUCUUGAAUCCGCUGAAACAGUAAAGUAAAGUAAAGUAAAGUAAAGCCCUCAUUUUCUUUAGAGAGAGAAAGAGAGGAAUGUUGAAGUUUCCUCUCGCUCUCUGCAAAUAAUGGACACCCCUGAUAGGAGCAAGAUCAACACCCCUCUUUCCCAAUUCGAGGAUUCGCCUGUAUUUAACUAUAUCAGUAAUCUAUCUCCUAUAGAGCCCGUUAAGUCAGUUCACAUUACUCAGACAUUCAACUCGCUUAGCUUUUCAUCCCCUCCAUCUGUUUUCACAUCUCCCCAUGUCAACUGUCACAAGGAAUCCAGGUUCUUCAGGAGGCAUAACCUUUUGGACACAUCCAAGCCUAAGGUGCCGUCUGAAGAUGCAAAUAAUGUUUAUUCAUGUGAAGAGACUCCUGCAGAUUCAAUUCAUGAUGCAUGUCGUGAAUCAAGAGAGUUACAGGAAAAUACUGAUAAAAGGGUUUCCACAGGAGAUGCCUCAAUUGAGCAAUGUAAUGAAAACCCAAAUACCUCCUCAAUUGAGCUUCCACAAGUCUUAAAAUAUAAUUUUGGGAGCCCUGGGUAUGAUCCUCUACUCUGUGGUGAUGAGGUUAACUCUCUUUUGGCAUUGCCUGGCAAGCCAGGAUCAGAUGUUGCCUAUGUCCCAGAAGGCUCGGAAAAAGGUUCAAUUGAAGGUGAAAUGCAUCUUCCAGAAUUAUGUCAGAUUGAGGAAAAACUUGAAGGCCAAGAUUGUGGUGUGGAUGGUUUAAUCACUGAAGCCUCUGAUCUGUUGAAGUUUAGCUCCCAAAAUGUGACAGAAGCUUUUAAAGGUCUAAAUAAACAACUAAACCCUUCAAUACAGCUUAGCAAUUCUAUGACUACUUUACCACAAUCUGCCAUCAAUGAUGGUCAUAAAAUGCACAUUGUUAAUGCAGUUGCUUCUGGUUCAGAACAUGAAAUUGAAGAUCGUCCUUCUGAAGCAGCAGCAGCCACAGACACAAGUCAGAGACAGGACAAUCUUGCCAAUGUUGCUUUGAUGGCUAGCAAUCCAAGUGAGAAAAUGGAUGAUAAGCUUGUUUAUGUGACACACCGGGGUAUACGGAGACGCUGCCUAGAUUUUGAGAUGGCCAGUGUGCAAAGGAAGAACUCAGAUGAUAAUUCAAACACCAAUUCUAGUACAGUGAAAUCUGAUGUGAGGAAUGUUGGUAAUGAAAAGCAACUGCUUCCUACAAAGCACAGUGGUGAUUCACGGAGGUGUGUUUUGCCAGGAAUUGGUUUGCACUUGAAUGCACUUGCAACCUUCAACGACUGCAAAAACAUAAAAAUUGAGAACUUGUCAUCUGGAAGGCAGCCUAAUCUAUCCAGUUCUUCAUCCUUGCAACUCUCUGCAAGCCAAGAACAUCAACUAUCAUUGGUAGCUAUGUCAGUGGAAGGAGAUCUGGAGCCAUCAGAGAAUGAGGUUCAGCCUGGUGAAGAUUGUGCCCAGUCAUUAGUUCACGUGGAAGGUGAAGAUAUCCAGCAGAAUAGCCCAAAAAAGAAAAGGCGCAAGUUGGAACCAGCUGGGGAAGGGGAGUCGUGCAAACGUUGUAAUUGUAAGAAAUCAAAGUGUUUGAAGCUUUAUUGUGAGUGCUUUGCUGCUGGAGUCUACUGCAUAGAACCUUGUGCAUGUCGUGAUUGCUUCAACAAGCCUAUUCAUGUUGAUACUGUUCUUCAAACUCGCCAGCAGAUUGAAUCUCGUAAUCCACUUGCAUUUGCUCCCAAAGUCAUACGUAGUUCUGAUUCUGUACCUGAAAUUGGGGAUGAUCCUAACAAAACUCCAGCUUCAGCACGACACAAAAGAGGAUGUAAUUGCAAGAAAUCAAGCUGCCUAAAGAAAUAUUGUGAAUGUUAUCAGGGUGGUGUUGGUUGUUCCAUAAGCUGUAGAUGUGAAGGAUGCAAGAACACAUUUGGUAGAAAGGAUGGUUCUGUUCCUUCUGGAAUAGGAGCCGAACCUGAAGAAGAAACAGAAGCGUGUGAAAAGGGUGUGGUGGAAAAUGCUACACAGAAAUAUGAAAUUCAGAAUACUGAAGACCAUCCAGAUUGUGCUCUUGCUGCCACACCAUUACAGCUUUCCAGACCAUUGCUUCCAUUACCCUUUUCAUCAAAGGGUAAGCCACCAAGAUCUUUUGUUACUACCAUCUCUAGUUCUGGUUUGUUUGUCAGCCAAAAGCUUGGGAAAUCAAACGCUUCACGGUCUCAACCUAAAAUUGAAAAGCCUUUGCAAACUGUUCCGGAUGAUGAUUCUCCUGCCACCUGCAUCAAAACUUCUUCUCCAAAUGGCAAGAGGAUCUCCUCUCCUAAUUGUGACGUUGGAUCAUCAUCUCCUACUCGCAGAGGAGGGAGGAAGUUGAUAUUACAAUCUAUCCCUUCUUUUCCUUCUCUCACUCCUCACCAUUAGAUUGAGGAUAUUCGCUGGAGUAGUAGUAAGUUAGCCUCCCCCAGCCCUCUUCCGUUUGAUCACAUUUUCAGUUUGUUGUAGUUGGAGCUGUAUGCUUAGGUGAAUGUACAUGAUUGAGCUUGGUUUUACUUUCGUAAUAAUAUGUUGUGUUCAUCCCAUAAUAUACAACUUCACUUCAGUUGUAUAAUAUUUCAACUUAAUGGUUAUCAUCACCCCGUGGAGUACUUGGACAUUUAUUUAUGAUUAAGUUCUCAUUGGUCA